AUGACGACAACGAGCUCGGCCAUGGGCGAGGCGGGCGCUCAAGUCCUGCCCUCUCCCACAAAGGCUGCCGGGCUGGCGACCAUCGUCGUCGACGAGCGUGAGGUGGAGACGCCCAAGCCGCCGAAGAUGGCGCACGACUCCAUGGUGACGGUGAGGCUAUCGGAGCCUCCGACCCUCAAACUUGACACCAAGACGGCUUCCCGCGUCCGCAUCCACGCCGACAGGCUCGCCGCCUCCACCACGGACGCAGAUGAUGCCGGCAAGGACGGGAAUCGGACGAGCCAAGACGCGACGCACCGCCAGUCGGCUGCUGCCGUGCCGUCGGCUCAGGCCAACCGCAGUCUCCAAGACGAGCUCGGCGAGUGCGGCGGCGAUGGCGACGAGACCGACUCCACCGACGACGCCGACGAGGAGGUGAACUGGGAGCAGUUGGAGAAGACAGAGGACGAGCAGGUCAAGGAUGAUGAAACAGACAAUUCAACCGCGCUUCUUCUGGCUCGACUGGAACAAGAGAAUGCAAAGCUGGCUACUAACCCAAAGAGCGUCAAGGUUCAGACGGUCGAGAAGCGGGCGACAGGCAAGCCUCGGCCGCCUUCGAUGGCCCAGCUGCGCCAGAUGGUCCACGGGCCGACCCCGGCCGCCCUGCGAUACUCGAUGCUUCCACCUCCACCCAUGACCGACCUCGAAUUCUUCGCCGCCCUCGUCAAGGACUACCAGCAGACGGCCGCUCGUCUGCCGACGCUCCUGUCCAACAAGAUCCGCAAGGGCAUCCCCCCGCCGCUGCGAGGUGUCGUCUGGCAGAGCAUGUCGGGCGCCCGCGACGCCGCCCUCGAGGAACGGUACGAACGUUUCUGCGGCGAGUCGAGCCCGUACGAGCUCCUCAUCGGCAAGGACCUCGGCCGUAGCUUUCCCGGCGUCGACAUGUUCCGAGACCCCGACGGCGACGGCCAGCGCAUGCUGGGACGUGUGCUCAAGUCCUUCAGCCUCUACGACACCAAGAUCGGCUACUGCCAAGGGCUCGCCUUCCUCGUCGGUCCCCUGCUGAUGCACAUGCCGGACAAGCAGGCAUUCUGCGUCCUCGUUCGGCUCAUGGAGAGAUACGAUUUGCGAGCGUGCUUCCUGCCGGACCUUUCGGGCUUGCAUGUUCGCAUAUACCAGUUCCGCGAACUCCUCCGCCUCAACCUCCCCGCCCUCUCGGCUCACCUCGACGAGCUGCAGGUGGAAACAGCCUACGUCUCGCAGUGGUUCCUCAGCUUCUUUGCCGUCACGUGCCCGCUGCCGAUGCUCUUCCGCAUCUACGACGUCAUCUUCGCCGAAGGCGCCUCGGAGACGUUGAUGAGAGUUGCCCUCUCCCUCAUGAGGAAGAACGAGUCGCGGCUGCUGGCCUGCACCGAGCUGGAGGACGUGAUGCAGCUGCUUCUCUCCCGCGGCCUCUGGGACUGUUACCACUACAACGCCGACGAGUUUGUCCACGACUUCGUCGGCCUCUCUGCCGUCGUGACGAGGGAAAGGCUGGCGCAGCUGGAGCAGGGCUACCGGGAAUCGCUCGUCGCCACGACCAACGGCGCUCGCGCAUCCGACAUCACCACGGCCGCCGCCCGCUUUCUCGGUCGAAUCUGGGCCUCGUCGGCGGGUGUCAAGAAUGGCACGCUCACGCCGGGCCCCUCGGCGCCUUCGCGACCGAUGAGCAUGCUACGGCGCAGCGCGUCGAAGCAGAGCCUCGCCUCGACGCUCAACUCCCUGGAAGCCAGCUCGGCCAGCUCGGCCAGCGUCACGAGCUCGACCUCGACCGACGCCACCAACCUGUCGUGCAACGCGGAGGAGAAUUCGUUGAGUCGCGAGUCGACGCCCGUCGGCCCCAAGUCGCUCGCGAGCACCAAGCCGGCCGACGACAAGUAUCUGCAUUCGCAGAUCGAGGAUCUCUUGACGGCGUUGAGCGAGUUGCAGCGCAAUCAUUCUCUUCUGCUGAACCAGCUCCAGCUGGAGCGGGAGGAACGAGAAGAGGGUGGCAAGGCGGUCCGGUCGCUGCUCAUUGGGCUCAGGAAGAGGACGGCAACCAAGAACGAGACGACGACGACGACGAUGACGACAACGACGACCGAGGAUGCGUCUAAAGCAGCGGGCGAGAGUGUCGCCGCAGUCGACGGGGCAGACGCUCCUCUCGCGACGGCGCCAGGCACCGAGGAGUCGCCGUCGGCCGAGGACAUUUCGGCCCUGCUGGAGCGCGUCGAGUGCUGCUUUCGGGACGAGCGCAACGUGCGACGGUCGUCGACGCUGCAGUCGAAAACGCAGCUCAAGGACGAACUGGUCAGCGUCAAAGGCCAGCUGACGAGUGCGCUCUCGCAAAACCAGGAGCUCAACAGGCAGGUCCACGCGACGGAACAGGAGAUGGCGUCGCUGAAGGAGCAGCUUCGAGAACGGCACAACCAUGUGCGAACGCUUCACCACGAUAAGCAGCGAUUGGAGAAGCAGAUCCACACGAUGCGGACCAGUGGGUCGGCCGGCUCGGCGAGCGAGCGUCCUGGCAGAGGGACGGAUGCGGAUGCGGUUGGCAAGGCCACCGGGAAGGCCACCGGCAAGGCCGUUGGCGGGGGCCUGAGGGAGUUCAAGCUCGGACGUAGCAAGUCAAUACCGCCCCAUCCGUCCGAGCUCAACAAGAGGAUGUCGUCGUUGCCGCCGUCCCGGGACUCGGCGGCGCCGGCGUCGAGCGAGCAAGACGAAGCCUUGCUGUUGGAGCUUGUGCGGGCCAAGACGGCAGAGGCGACGGCGCAGCAAGAAGCGGAGGAGGCGAAGCAGAAACUGGAGGCCCUCCGCAAGGCGUACGGCCUCCCUCAGGGGGAACCCUCCGGGCCGACGGGAGGAGCGGCGGCAGGGGUGGCGGCGGUGGCGGCAGGAUUGACUCCCUCGACGGCCAUCGGUGUUCUCGGUCGGCUUGCCGGGCACGUGUCGACGCCCUCGUCCGACCAGACGGUCAAAUCGUCAGGAGCAGCAUCGUCGGCCAUGACUCCCGCCGGCGGUGGCUUCUGGGGCUGGCGAAGAUGA
Molecule: messenger RNA, 3042 nt
Organism: Drechmeria coniospora
Lineage: Eukaryota; Fungi; Ascomycota; Sordariomycetes; Hypocreales; Ophiocordycipitaceae
Product: GTPase activating protein
Exons: 3
Coding region: 1-3042 (1013 amino acids)
Source: RefSeq, a predicted model, not a curated record